Molecule: messenger RNA, 840 nt
Organism: Durio zibethinus
Lineage: Eukaryota; Viridiplantae; Streptophyta; Magnoliopsida; Malvales; Malvaceae
Source: RefSeq, a predicted model, not a curated record
AUGGUUUACACCACCUCUGUCAGGAGGGUCACUGGGGACAAAACUGUGAGGCCAGAGGGGACAAUACCUCAUAAGGGUGUGAACCGUGACGGUCAGACUGAUUCGGAACGUCGAAAGGAUGAAUGUUCGAGUCUCGGAGUCGCACGGAUAUUUAUGCAAAAUGUGGUGAAACGGACAGGGCUUGCAUUGUCUGAUAGAAUGAUUGAGAGAAAUGUGGUUUCUUGGACAGUGCUCAUAUGUGACAAAAUGGUAACGCCAGAGAAACAUCGUCACUUUUCUGUCAAAUGUAAGUUUGUAUUAUUUGGUUUUGAAAGUGUCCGUCUGGUGGGAAAUUCAGUAGUUGAUAUGUAUUCAAAAUGUGGAAGUAUCAACGAAGCAGUAACGAUGCUUGGUUCCAUAGAAUGCAAGAAAAUGGAGAGAUCCCAGAUGAGUAAGGCAAUUAUUGCAGGUUCUCUUAUUGAUUUGUAUGUGAAAUGUGGGAACUUGAUUAAGGCUCGAGGGCUGUUUAAUCUGAUUGGAAAGAAGAAUGUGGCAUCUUGGAGAGCAUUGAUUCUGGGAUAUGCUCAAGAAGAGAAAUUGGCAAAGGCUAUCGAGUUGUUCAGGCAGCUUAAAAAUAGCAGCAUGCAAGUGGAUGGGUCUGUUUUGUCAAUUAUGAUAGGCGUGUUUGCUGAUUUUGCACUUGUGGAGCAAGGCAAGCAAAUGCAUAUGUCACGGGCUUCGACCUUAGACUCAGAAACCGAGGCUCCUGCUGAUCCUGAAGCUUUCAGAAGCUUCACUUGCGUAUCUAGCACCUUGGGCCCUUCUGGAUGUGGUACGGACAGCUUGCAUGCCAGGCCUUAG